AUGUUCGAAGUCCCAGAUGCAAAAAGGGUCAAAAGAUCGGAUCUGUUCCGAGACGACCACGACGACGAUGAUGUCGACGACACACUCCCAGGUUCUCGAGGGUCGAGUAGAUCUGUAUCGCCAUGCCCAACAACACACCCUAAAGAUGACGGGGAGAAUGUCUUGAGACCAAGCUAUGGGUUCGAGUACGAGUUUGUCGCGCCGCCAACAGCGUCCUCUCCGAAGCAGAAGCGAAAGGCGAAGCUGGGAUCAGAUCUAAGAGCACCAACAAAGCCAGAAUCUGAAUCGGCGGUCAACCCAAAGCAGGAAGGAGAAGAAGAAGGAGAGGAAGAACCUCUAGAGUUCCAGUUUCGGCUAUUCACCUCGUCAAAGAAGUCCAGGUCUACCACCACUACUUCUGCUGCCCGGCGACCUUCUCAGGACGAUGUGACGACGACAACGACGACAACGACGACAACCAUCGCAGACACCCGAAUCAGGCUGUCACGGACCCCCGAGCCCGCGGCGCUCGAGGAGUCGUUAUCCCUGGAAAACGCGCACUUCCUCCGCCCCCACCGGCCCGACUCGUACUACUUCACCUCUGCGCUGCCGGAUGAGGCCACACAAGCGUUACGGACACAGUACGCCGACGUCGCGGUAUCGACCGCCGACAUCCUCUCUCGAGCAACACGGACAAAAUGGCCCGGCGCCGCGCUCCCGUGGCGGCUGAUCCACGUCCAACUCCUCCACGGAAAGGAUAGAUCCGCCGGUGCGCAACCGCUCAGGUCAUCGACCUCGUCCUCCUCGUCGGGCUCGAAGCGACCGUCCAAGAAACGCCGCAUCCUCCUCCGUCGGCGGCUCGCUCUGCGCCAAGAACUCGCCGCCCAGGCCAAGGCGACCGAGGAGACGGAGCGGGAGAAGCGCACGCGACGGAACCGCGAGAAGAAGGUCAAGCGGAAGGAGAGGGAGAAACGAAAGAAAGUGGGAGUGGAGGAGGGAGGGCAGGAGGGAGAGGGAGAGGGGAAGGCUGUAGGCGGCGGUGGUGGUGGUGGUGGUCAUGACGAUGAAGAAGGGAAAGAAGAUGUUCUCACUCACGUUCGCCCUCACGACCUGGACGAGAAGCCUGGUGCACAGGUCGCUACGCAGGCGGAUAGCAAGGGGCCGGCAACGAAAGUAUCCGCGUUGGCGUCGACACAUCUCUCUAUCGCCUCAGCCUCAGCGCCAGUACGACGAGCUCCCACAUCCAGGGCACCAACCGCCACGGCUGUGCACCCGAAAGGCCCAAAACCAAUACAUCCCACACGAGCACGCCUACGACCUUAG
This is a messenger RNA of Fonsecaea pedrosoi CBS 271.37, 1302 nucleotides long. RefSeq lists its product as uncharacterized. The record is from RefSeq and is a predicted model, not a curated record. The transcript has 2 exons. The coding region runs from base 1 to 1302 and encodes 433 amino acids. NCBI's taxonomy places the organism in Eukaryota, Fungi, Ascomycota, Eurotiomycetes, Chaetothyriales, Herpotrichiellaceae.